AUGGGUAAAAUCACCACCGAAGCGAGAAGGCGACCGCGAGCCGCCCAACUCCUAUUGUCUCUGGCGCUCAGGGCCCUCAACACAGUCCAGAGAUCAGCGCUCAUACAAAUUCUGUCAGCAUUUAAGUCGGUGGCGACCGCCACUAUGGAAGUCGAACUGUUCACACUACCGACCCGCCUUCGUCUCCGCCAGAGAGCGCAGAUAACCAUUGUCAACUUACUCACACUCCCGUGGGACCACCCGAUACAAGGAGUACUAUUGAGGGCCAGAAGACGACGGGAUAACGGUGGCAAUGGCAGCGGCCCGCGAUUUCCCCUUGCUGAAGCCAUGAAAACCAUGAGCCUUGAGCAAUUCAGCGGAUUAGAGACUAUCAAUCCCAAACCGACAGCCCCAUGGAAACUACCAGCAUUUAAGGAAAUUGACAUCAACCCAGACCGAGAAAAGGCACGGAAGAACGCCGCAUCCCUCCUCGCAAACCCUCACCAAGUGGUCUACUCCGACGCCUUGGGACAUGACAACCACUUGGGGGCAGCGGCAGUGGUCCUAGACCGCAAUCAGAACAUAGUGGUGUCUCGCAAAAUGGCUAUAGGCCCAAUGGCACAUUGGUCCAUCCACAUAGCUGAGCUAAUUGGCGUCUACUACGCAAUCAGUCUGGCGCUCAAAAUCUUCCACCAAAACGGACAGUCCACCAGACCCGGAGCGGGUGAAGCAAUAACAAUCCUGAGUGAUAGCAAGUCAGCAAUACAAGCCAUCAAGAACCCACGCAACACAUCUGGACAAAGAGUGAUCGAGGCAAUCAACCAGUCAGCUUACGAACUAGAUAGCCGCGGCAUUCCUCUCCGUCUCCAAUGGAUCCCUGGUCACUGUGACGAUCCGGGGAACGAUGCAGCGGACUGCCUGGCCAAGGCAGCGGUUGGCCCGACUAAGAUACACCCCUUCUGUCGACCGGUCUCGCGGGAGAAAGCGGCAAUUCGAAGACAGAUCUUAAAGGAAUGGGAAGACGAAUGGAAGACAUCCAAUAAAGGAACCCACCUACGGAGAAUUGAUACCAAGCUCCCGGCCAUCCGUUCCCGCCGGCUAUACCAAUCGUUGCCCCGGAACCGGGCUUACUUACUAACUCAACUACGAACAGGACACUCUUGGCUUGCAACCCAUGGGAAAGCUCUCCGGCAUCGCGAGGAUGAUAAAUGUGAAUGUGGAGCGAAAGAAACGGUCGUCCACAUUCUAAUCGACUGCCCGAGAUUAACAACAGAACGACAGAGACUACGGAAGGAGGCCGGCGACGCGUUCGGCAACGUAUCGCUCAUGCUUGGAGCAAAGGGACAAGGGAUUACUAGCAGCUCUGCGCCGGGCGGCAUUCUAGAUGCUGUUCUGGACUUUGCGGAAGCAUCUCAAAGGUUUUGUAGCCGUGGGCCAAAGGACCCACAACAACAGAACCCAAGGCAAAGGCCGACCACAGGCCCCUAG
Molecule: messenger RNA, 1467 nt
Organism: Talaromyces stipitatus ATCC 10500
Lineage: Eukaryota; Fungi; Ascomycota; Eurotiomycetes; Eurotiales; Trichocomaceae
Exons: 2
Coding region: 1-1467 (488 amino acids)
Biological process (GO): DNA replication, removal of RNA primer
Molecular function (GO): nucleic acid binding; RNA-DNA hybrid ribonuclease activity
Source: RefSeq, a predicted model, not a curated record